AACCAAGAAUGUGUAAGAGGGAGGGGGGAGCCCAGUCAGAGGCCGAAGGAAAGGGAGCUCGCAGGGCUGGGGUCACUCCGUAAGAAAGCAUCCCCGGGGCUGCUCCCAGCUGCCUUCUUCCUCCACAGGGAUGGCGUCCUUCCCAGGAACUCCCAGGCAGGGACGAAGAAACUGAGGCCUGGGAGGUCGUGGAGCCCAUCUGCUCUCAUUUUAGGGAUGAAGAAGCGGAGUCCUGAGAGCUCAAGUGAUUUGCCGGAUGUCACACAGUUUCAGGAAAGGGGGAGCGCCUUGGUCCCCCCAACCUCCUCUGCAGCCAGCUUGUGAGGUGCGUGCGAACAGGGGCGAUGGAAUGUAACUAAACCGUAUCUCCGGCAGCCCCCGGCAGAGAACCGUGCGUGGGGUGGACUUCCUUCACCUGUCUAAGGCCAUGGCCCAUCUUGUCUAGGGUGAGGAGGUUUGAGGCUGGAAUGGCACCUCUGGGUGAGGACACGCCACUGAUUGAACAGCGGUCCUACAGCCUGUCCUCCAGUGAGGCUGGCUCUCUGCAGGUGUUGCUGUGCCCUCGAAGCCCAGGGUCCCCUCAGGUCCUCACCUUCUUCUUUGGGGAAUACUCUGCUGAAGAGCUUUGUGUGCAGGCUGCCAAGGCCUGUGGGAUCCUGCCUGUAUGUCACGCGCUCUUUGCCUUGACCACUGAAGACCUGUCCUGCUGGUUCCCACCCAACCACAUCUUCACAGUGGAAGAUGCUACCAGCCAGAUCCUCCUCUACAGGAUCCGCUUCUUCUUUCCAAACUGGCUCGGCCUGGAGAAGUGUUAUCGCUUUGGACUGCAGAAGGACAGAGCCAAUGCCAUCCUGGACUUCCCUGUCCUUGAAUAUCUCUUUGCUCAGUCCCGAAAUGACUUCAUCAGUGGGAGGAUGAAUCUGACGCUGAAUCUUAAGGAGCAGGGAGAGUGCCUGAGCCUGGCAGUGCUGGAUCUGACUCGGAUGGCUAAGGAACAGGGCCUGUGCCCCAAGAAGAUCCUCAGGAGCACCAGGUGAGGAUGCCCUCCCUCUCCUAGGAAGGCUGAGAGAUUCACAGGAUGAGCUCUGACCUGUCCUACCUUCUCCAGUAAUCAGUCCAUGCCUCCUUUAAGAAUCUAUUUAUUGGGGACAGCUGGGUAGAGAGUCAGGCCCAGAGACAGGAGGGUUCAAACUGAUCUCAGACACUUCCCAGCUGUGUGACCCUGGGCAAGUCACUUAACCCCCAUUACCUAGCCCUUACCACUCUUCUGCCUUGGAACCAAUACUAAGUAUUGAUUCCAAGAUGGAAGGUAAGGGUUUAAAAAAAAAAGGGAGUCUAUUUAUUGAGGACAGCUGGGUAGCUCAGUGGAUUGAGAGUCAGGCCCAGAGAUAGGAGGGUUCAAAUCUGGCCUCAGACACUUCCUAGCUGUGUGACCCUGGGCAAGUCACUUGACCCCCAUUGCCUAGCCCUUAC
Messenger RNA from Monodelphis domestica (gray short-tailed opossum), 1473 nucleotides. RefSeq names its product Janus kinase 3 (gene JAK3). NCBI's taxonomy places the organism in Eukaryota, Metazoa, Chordata, Mammalia, Didelphimorphia, Didelphidae. Gene Ontology annotation, cellular component: cytoskeleton; cytosol. Gene Ontology annotation, molecular function: non-membrane spanning protein tyrosine kinase activity; growth hormone receptor binding. The record is from RefSeq and is a predicted model, not a curated record. Gene Ontology annotation, biological process: cell surface receptor signaling pathway via JAK-STAT; cytokine-mediated signaling pathway; cell differentiation.